Messenger RNA from Aspergillus oryzae RIB40, 822 nucleotides. RefSeq names its product undecaprenyl diphosphate synthase family protein. The record is from RefSeq and is a predicted model, not a curated record. The coding region runs from base 1 to 822 and encodes 273 amino acids. The transcript is spliced from 4 exons. Gene Ontology annotation, molecular function: ditrans,polycis-polyprenyl diphosphate synthase [(2E,6E)-farnesyl diphosphate specific] activity. Gene Ontology annotation, cellular component: membrane; lipid droplet; dehydrodolichyl diphosphate synthase complex. Lineage: Eukaryota; Fungi; Ascomycota; Eurotiomycetes; Eurotiales; Aspergillaceae.
AUGGGUGAUAUACUUGGGGAUGACAAACUGAAGAGACACCGGGGGCUCUAUUCAGCACGAACUGCUGCCAUCAAUAUCAUUCGAAGGGGACCUGUCCCCCAGCAUAUCGCAUUUAUUAUGGACGGGAACCGACGGUAUGCAAAGGGACACGGGAUACCAACGGCAAAAGGGCAUUAUCUAGGUGCAGAAGCGAUGUCAAACGUUGUUGAAGCAUGUUUUCUAAGUGGCGUUAAAGGUGUCACUGUGUACGCUUUCAGCCUUGAAAACUUCAAGCGGCCCAAAGAAGAGAUAGUUCAACUUAUGAAUCUAUUCAAGUUCCAGAUCUAUGAACUAUGCAAGCCAGGAGGUCUAGCAGAGCGCUUCCAAGUUUCUAUCAGAGUGUUAGGUCAGUUGGACCUUUUGGACGAGGAUUUGAAGGCACUAUUGCGUCAAAUUAUGGUGGACACCCGGAAUCGGACUGGGGGAUUUAUAAACUGCUGUGUUGCCUAUACCUCCCGUGAUGAGAUAGUGACUGCCAUGAGUAGAGCUGUGCGCUCCUCUCAACUUAAGCAUUCGUCCGCGGAUAUCACGGAUGAGGUUCUGACAAGAUAUAUGUAUACGGCUGACGAUCCCGCAGUGGACGUAUUGGUCCGGACGUCUGGUGUCAGUAGGUUGAGCGACUUUCUGCUCUGGCAGUGUCACGAAGACACUGAUAUUCAGAUUGUGGACGCCAUGUGGCCGGAGUUUGGCAUCUAUCAUCUCUUCCUUGUCAUAGUACGAUGGCAGAGAAAACAGAUGAACAUUGGCCAAGCCAAUAUUCAGACGGCGGUUGAACUAGGAUGA